Messenger RNA from Schistosoma margrebowiei, 258 nucleotides. The record is from the annotation of a GenBank genome assembly. NCBI's taxonomy places the organism in Eukaryota, Metazoa, Platyhelminthes, Trematoda, Strigeidida, Schistosomatidae.
AUGUCGCGAGUCAAUGGAAACGGUAGUGCAAGUUCAAGUGAUUAUUAUAAACAUAGGUAUGAUUGUGUUAUAAUCCUAACGUACCAAAGUAAAUGUGUUCAAAACUUUGUAGAUUUUCAGCGUUGUAAGCGAGUAUAUGGAGAGGAAUACAAGGCUUGCAAUUACUUUAUGCGUACGGCACAAUUACUUUGUCCAUCAUCAUGGAUCGAGAAAUGGGAAAAAGAAGUAGAAAACAAUGUGUUUCCAUACAGGAUAUAG